CACACACGCGCGCGCUCUUGGCGCGAAAUCCCCAUUCUGCCCCGUGCAGUCCCGUUCCUGCCAUUUCGCCGUUCGCCACCGCUAUGAUCGGGCAGAAGACACUGCACAGCUUCUUCAACGCCGCUCCGGCCAAGAAGCGCGCCCGCUCUCCGGAGCCCGGCGGCGAUGUUGAGCUCAGCGCCGCCAAGAAAGCCAAAGCAGGGGGAGAUGAGGCGGGAAAGGCCUCGCCGCUGAGCCCUGAGCAGCUGGAACGGAUCCGCAAGAACAAGGAGUUGGCAUUGCAACGGCUGAGCGAGCGGAACGUCCCUCCGGGCUUCGGGGAGAGCUGGCGGAAGCAGCUGGCGGGGGAGUUCUCCAAGCCUUACUUCAUGCAGCUGAUGGAGUUUGUGGCAGAAGAGAGGAAGCGCUACACAGUCUAUCCACCCCCAGACCAAGUCUUCACCUGGACACAGAUGUGCGACAUCAGGGAUGUAAAGGUUGUCAUUUUGGGACAAGAUCCAUAUCAUGGUCCUAAUCAAGCUCACGGGCUCUGUUUCAGUGUCCAGAAGCCGGUUCCUCCUCCCCCCAGUUUAGAAAAUAUUUACAGAGAGCUGUCUACAGAUAUUGAGGGCUUCACUCAUCCUGGUCAUGGUGAUCUGACUGGCUGGGCCAAGCAAGGAGUGCUCCUGCUCAACGCCGUCCUCACGGUGCGCGCUCACCAUGCCACCUCCCACAAGGAGAGAGGCUGGGAGCAGUUCACGGACGUGGUGGUGUCCUGGCUUAACAAGAACCUGCACGGGGUUGUCUUCAUGCUUUGGGGAGCCUACGCGCAGAAGAAGGGCAGCUCCAUUGACAGGAAACGCCACCACGUCCUGCAGACGGUUCAUCCCUCGCCUCUCUCCGUCAACAGAGGGUUUUUCGGCUGUCGGCAUUUCUCCAAGACAAAUGAAUUGCUCAAGAAAUCCGGCAAGACGCCCAUUGACUGGAGAGCGCUCUGAGCCACACAGGGGCUGUGGGGUCUGAGGGUUGGAAGCAUUGCCUGGUUCAGGGGUUGUUUUGUUCCUGAAGAGCCUUUGCUGACCUGAGAAUUCCUCUUUGGAUAUUGGUUGGGGAAGAAAUGAGCAAACUUUCAGAGAUGUUAGAUUUUUUUUAAACUGUUUCUUUUUUAAGAGCAGAUUGAGUGUUAGACAACUCUGCUGUUUGAACAGGUCUCGGCUUGGUUUAUAGCAAAGGAAAAAGAAACCUGUAUCACUUUGAGAUCCUUUGUCCAAAGCGAGUAUACUUUCAGGCUCUUGUGAAGUGAUGCCAGUUCUUACAGGUGAAGCUGUUUGGCUUUUGUAAAUACCCUGCUGUGCCUCCUCCUGCUGCUUUCCCUCCUGUGCAAAUCCAGAUUUCAUAUUUAUGUUUAGUUUUAACCUUUUACUACAGAUUGAGAUAGAAAUACAGCCUCUUGGCACUAUAAUGACCGUACACUGUCAGAAGUGUUACUUGGUGUGUCCGUACUCAAGAUUUGAGGCUAAAUCCCCUCAGCAGCUGAGGGAAGACAGCGACCCAGGUGCUGGUCGUGCUCCGAGGGUUUUGUUGGCAUUUAGUUUUUGGAUUCAUACUGGGUGUGUCAAUUACUUGAGGAGCUGUGGUGACCAUGAACUUUGUGGUACCUGCCCAUGGUUCGUUCAUCAAGAUCUGCCAAUGGAUGGGUUGAUGGAUACAGUUGAUUAAAGAUCUUUCAAGAUCUUAAACCGGAGGGAUGUUUGUGCUUUGCCAUCAUAGGAGCAAAUCGAGGCUUCUGCCCACUGUUAAAAAUAACUAUUGGGACUUCCAGGAUGAGACAAGGCUGGACUUUGCACUUCUGGGUUUCCAGUCCAUCUUUGGCUUCGUAGUUACUGUGAUGGAAGUGAAGUGCCUUCUUCAUUGGGAAAUGAUAUCAGUUUUUGUAGAAUAGCGCUGUAAAUGUUUGGUGUUUGCUCCAACAGGUAACACUAGAGCAGGUGAAGUUUACUGUGUCUGUGGCUCUGUUGUGUUUUUUUUGUUUGUUUUUUAAAUAAAAAAUACUUUGUUUAUGUCGUGGGGUGAUUUUAAGUGUCGAGAAGAGCAGAGGGAGGGAGGGGAGGGUGCUGGGGUGAGACCCUGGCUCCAAAAUGGGUGCUGGGGGUUCCCUGUUCCCUUCACAGGGAGGCAAAGCUUCAGGCACUGGAGCUUCUCCUUGUCCCCAUGAGUGGUCACGGGGCCAGGGCACCUU
Molecule: messenger RNA, 2218 nt
Organism: Cuculus canorus (common cuckoo)
Lineage: Eukaryota; Metazoa; Chordata; Aves; Cuculiformes; Cuculidae
Gene: UNG
Product: uracil DNA glycosylase
Exons: 7
Coding region: 84-977 (297 amino acids)
Biological process (GO): base-excision repair, AP site formation via deaminated base removal; base-excision repair
Cellular component (GO): nucleus; mitochondrion
Molecular function (GO): uracil DNA N-glycosylase activity
Source: RefSeq, a predicted model, not a curated record